This is a messenger RNA of Setaria italica (foxtail millet), 815 nucleotides long. RefSeq lists its product as uncharacterized. Bases 350 to 673 code for a protein of 107 amino acids. The record is from RefSeq and is a predicted model, not a curated record. The transcript has a single exon. Lineage: Eukaryota; Viridiplantae; Streptophyta; Magnoliopsida; Poales; Poaceae.
CACACACUCGAGUGCAGAAAUUUAUGAGCCCGAACAACCAACCAGCUGCUGCACUCCACCGUCCGAAAAGCAACAGCAAUAGCUGCAGUGUCAACUGCUUUUGAGACCUUCACCUGUAUGGCUGUGACCAAGAUAAAAGUCCAGAGCUUCGGCUUUCACACAUUGCAAGACCAAUCCUCUUCUCGUUCUUCAAGCUCUCCGCUUUCACUUCUCACCGGCACUGCCCAAGCAAGCUUUCUACCAUCUCUCUUGGCUGGGCUAGCUCUAACAAGGUGGCCGGUGGCCCGAUCCAUGGCGUGGACGCUGCUGUCCAUCUGAUCCAAUCUGCUUGUGGCGUGCAUGGCCAGAGAUGACCACGGACCACCAGCCCAGCCGCCGCGCCCUCCUGCUCCUCUUCUUCGUCCUGCAGAUCCCGUCACUGCUCGGUUCUCGCUCAGCCCACGUCGUCGUCGUGGGCCCCGCCGCAACGGCGGCAGCUGCCGGGCGGCGUCUUCUCCCCGCGCCCGCGGUGCGUGAGCAGCAGUCCGUGGCGGUGGUGAAGGAGAAGGUGGCGGCGCAUCCGCGGACCGUGGGGAGAAGAGCAGGAACAAGCGGCGGCGGCGGCGUCUCAGCGUUCGUGAACGCAGUUAGCAAACAUCAGGUGCCAAGCGGCGCCAACCCGGACUCCAAUUAGCUUGCUAGACUAGAUGCCGGCCGGAGAGCUGCGGCUGGUGUAUCUCGCGUAUGCUUUUGUGUAUAUGUAUGCUUUAAUCUGUUUCUAGAAGACUAGAACAAAAUAUGGUUCAGAUUUUUUUUUCAAGUCUUUCUUCGCUUCA